Alternaria alternata is the source of this 917-nucleotide messenger RNA. RefSeq lists its product as hypothetical. The transcript has a single exon. The record is from RefSeq and is a predicted model, not a curated record. Bases 186 to 719 code for a protein of 177 amino acids. NCBI's taxonomy places the organism in Eukaryota, Fungi, Ascomycota, Dothideomycetes, Pleosporales, Pleosporaceae.
GGCUUCUUGCCAAGGUUUUCUUAAAGGCCAGCUUUUUCUCAGCUGAACUUGUAUCUAUUGUUGCGCAACUCCUUAUCAUCUCGCUACUACACCUUCAUUGCCUAAAGUCUUACUUCUUUGCAAUAAGAAGACUUCGGCCAAACCUAGCCCACAACAAUCUACGUUCAUUGUAGCCUAAGUUUCCGAUGGAGCCUGUCAGCCUUACUCUUGGUGCAGUUUCCCUGGCUAGCCUUUUCUCUCUGUGUAUACAAUGUUUCGAUCUCAUCGAAAUUGGCCGGAAGACUAGCGUGGACUAUGAGAUUAUGGUUGUGAAACUCAGUAUAGAGAAGCGGCGAUUGAUGGUCUGGGGCGAAGCAGUGGGUAUACUCAGGCCGGAUCAGGACAGAGAUCCUCUUCUGGACGACCUGGAAACGCGGACACUGGUCGAGAGAAUACUCUCAAACGUUCAGAGACUAUUCGAUGAAACGCAGAAUCUUAAGUCGAAGUAUGGUCUGGAGAAAACAUCCUCAACGCAAAAUAGUUCGAAAGCAAUAGUUCAGGGCUGCGCGGUUUGCUCGCUGUCUUUUGAGAGCUCACCACUGGUCCAAUUUCAUACGGGAUUCUCCGAGCAUAUUAGGAAAGUAGGGGCUUGUGGAGAAGACUCGUUGGGCCAUUCGAGAUUCAAAGAAGUUUGCCGCCUUGAUUCAAGAUUUGAAGGAUUUGCUGGAUGGGCUUGGUGAGAUCACAAUAUCUUCCAGAUCAACGAUACUCAAGGGACAGCUUAUUCGGGAAGAGACGCAAUCAAUGUCGGAUCUCAAGAUGCUGACAGUUAUUGAGCAGACGUGUUCCGAUACAGAUUGGAGGAGUUCUGCGAGUUCUGCGAGCACCUACUUUAACAAUCAGAAUCGGCUAACACCUGAGGGGCGAGAAGAUAUCCA